AUCAUCGAUCGGUGUGCGUAAUCAGCGUAGUUAUGGACGAGAAAUUAAUUGAAGCGGUUAAAAAUUAUCCAUGUUUAUGGGACAUUUCUUCAAAAUAUUACAAAUGUAACGAAACAAAGGAUGCUGCAUGGGGUGAAAUUGUGGAAGAAAUAAAGUUUAGAGACGUUGUUUCAGUUCAAAGCGCAAAAUCUCGUUGGAAACAGCUACGGGACAGCCAUCGCGACGCCCUUAAGAGGCAGAAAACAAAAAAAAGCGGACAGUCUCCACGAAAAAUACGUGAAUGGAAGUAUCAAAAGAUCAUGGAAUACCUUUUGCCGUACAUGUCAAAUAGAGAGAGGGACUCAAGUUUGGAGAAUACUAUUCUAUCACAAAAAACAGAUGAUUCAAGUUCUCAAACUUCCAAUAAAAGCAACGAUGAUUUAAGUCUGCGAAGUGAAAUAGCGUCUCAAAAUUCCAAUAAAAGCAACGAUGAUUUAAGUCUGCGAACUAAAAUAGCGUCAACGUCCGAUGUUUCAUCCUCAUCAAAGAAGAAAAAAGAAGAUGAUUUAUCAUGCAUAUUGAAUAGACAUCUAGAAAAUCAGGAAAAUUUUCGAAAAGAAAGACAAGAAUUAAAAGAAUUCUUAAAACCAACGGAUCACGAUGAUAUUGAUUUGUUCUUUCUUUCAAUGGCAAAAACAUAUAAAAAACUACCUGAUUAUCUACAAGUUCCUUUAAAAAGGAAACUUUUUAAUAUUAUAUCCGAAACUGAGGAAUCUUACGUAAUGUCAUGGUAUAAUCCAAAUGGUGGUUAUAAUGGUGGUUAUUCUACUUGCUCUGGUAGCGAUACAAAUAACAUGAUAGGCCGGAUGGAAACACCGUCGUUACAACUGGAAUCUGAAUUGACUAAUAACGUGGUAGGCCAGAUGGAAACACCGUCGGAAUCUGAAGCUACUAGCAUGCUGCCAAAACCAACACCACUGGGAUCAGAAAAAAACCAUUUCCCGUGAAGAAUAUAAUUGAUUACAUCUUCUAUUAUAAUAAAUGAUUAUUUUUUGUACUAAUUACUACGAUUUAAUAAAAACAAACGA
Messenger RNA from Cydia strobilella, 1067 nucleotides. RefSeq lists its product as uncharacterized. The record is from RefSeq and is a predicted model, not a curated record. NCBI's taxonomy places the organism in Eukaryota, Metazoa, Arthropoda, Insecta, Lepidoptera, Tortricidae. Gene Ontology annotation, molecular function: DNA binding. The coding region runs from base 33 to 986 and encodes 317 amino acids. The transcript is spliced from 2 exons.